AGGCGACGGCGGCGAGCGAGGAAGGAGCCGGGGUGGCCCCACCCCCCCCCGGCCCCCCCGAGGGGCGGCGCGCAGCGGCGAUGACGUGGCGCCCCCUGGCGGCCCCCGCGGCGCACCUGGCGGGGAGGCUGGCGCUGCUGCUGCUCGCAGUGGCACAGGUGGCACAGGUGACAGGUGACACGCGCGUGGUCGGGGGCCACGCCUGCGUGCCGCACUCGCAGCCCUGGCAGGUGGCCGUGCUGGACAUGUACAAGCUCUACUGCGGCGGCGUCCUGGUGGCUCCGCGCUGGGUGGUGACGGCGGCGCACUGCACCACACCUGGCCUGGUGGCUCCGCGCUGGGUGGUGACGGCGGCGCACUGCACCACACCUGGGGUGACCACGGUGGCCCUGGGCAAGCACCGGCUGUACGCGCGCGAGGCGGGCGAGCAGCGCCGCAUGGUGGCCCGCAUGGUGGCCCACCCGGGCUACGACCCGUCCACCAAGGACAACGACAUCAUGCUGCUGAAGCUGCUGGCCCCCGCCGCCAUCUCCGACCGCGUCCGGCCCAUCCCGGUGGCCUCGUGCCUGCCCCGGCCCGGCACCGCCUGCGUCACCUCGGGCUGGGGCGCCACCACCUCGCCUGAAGUGACGUACCCCGAGGUGCUGCAGUGCGUCAACGUCACGCUCUUCUCCCCGGCCGAGUGUCGCCGCUUCUACCCCGGCUCCAUCACCGACAACAUGAUCUGCGCCGGGCACCUGCAGGGCGGCCGGGACUCCUGCCAGGGCGACUCCGGCGGCCCCCUGGUGUGCGAGGGCGCCUUGCAGGGCAUCGUCUCGUGGGGGAUGGAGCGCUGCGGGCAGCCGCGGCGCCCCGGCGUCUACACCAAGGUGUGCCGCUACGCCCGCUGGAUCCACGAGACCAUGGAGGACACCUGAGGAGGCGCCGGCCACGGCGCCGCGCUCCCAGCGGACAUUAAAGAUGUGCCGGGAACGCCGGGCUCCGCGUGGCUUCCUACGCGCCGG
Vidua chalybeata is the source of this 1004-nucleotide messenger RNA. RefSeq names its product kallikrein-14-like. The transcript has 7 exons. Bases 81 to 917 code for a protein of 278 amino acids. Gene Ontology annotation, biological process: proteolysis. Lineage: Eukaryota; Metazoa; Chordata; Aves; Passeriformes; Viduidae. The record is from RefSeq and is a predicted model, not a curated record. Gene Ontology annotation, molecular function: serine-type endopeptidase activity.